AUGUUGACAUUGCAUUUGAUACUUGGGCUUGUCUACACUUUGCUGUUGCGCGCCAGCACUGCCUUCAACACAACCGAGCACGCCAUGAUUUUCGACGAGGUUUUAUUGCGCACACUACGCCAUCAUCGCAUUUCAAACGUACCGAUUUUCAUAGGCGCUGAAGAUAAACACCACACUGCGUUCAUGACUAUAGUUGACAGCUUGGAUAGACGCCUCUUGGCCGCGCGUUAUAUCUUCACUGCCGCUGACAACUCAACACCACCCAGCAAUACGUUACGUCAUCACAUAGCAAACGAUGCGUUGAGCGUGGUUUUAUGUGAUACGCCUAGCGACCGCAUUUGGCGCGUUGUCGAUCAGCGUUUGCGCAAAUUACGCGCAACUAAAGUGGUUGUAGUUGCUACGACGGUAAAGCUUGAACCCAUGGAGAUGUUCGCCAAACUCUGGCAACUACAGUUCCUGCACGCCAUACUACUCCACAACCACACAAUUUACCGCUAUUCGCCAUUCCCGCAUUUGCAGGUUUUUCGUGUGUCGAAUCGGAGCGCCGAUCUCUUUCCGCCCGCACCCACCGAUCUGCAGGGCUAUACGAUCUCAACGCCGGCCGAAAAUGAUUUGCCGCGCAUCUUCUUUGUAGGCAAUCAGCAUAUACGCGGCUUUGCCUAUCAGAUAUUCAUAAGUUUUAUGCGUCGCAUGAAUAUUACGCUGCGCAUCAGCAAUCUUAAUGAGGUUCACGACAUUAUGAACAGCGUUAAUAUGAGCACAAUAGUGCAACAACUAGCAAAGCAGGAGCUCGAGAUUUCCCUGCAUCCGUAUACGAGCAUUGGUGAACAUCAGGGCAUUAUGAGUUAUCCGAUAUUCAAGUUGGAAUGCUGCCUCAUAGUGCCAGUGCAAAAUGAGAUUCCACGCUGUUUUUAUCCGCUACGUCCGCUCAAAUGGGACAGCUGGAUUGUUAUAUGCAUCGCAGUGGCCUAUAUCUCGGUGGCGCUUGUGUGGACCAGUCCUUGUGUACCUGGCGAUGCUCCAUUUCUUACAAAGCUAUCGCGCACAUUUCUCGAGAGCAUAGCACAAGUGAUGUUUUUGCCUUCGACCUAUCAAAGCCAGCAGACGCCAUCACUGCGAUACUUGGUGGUCUAUUUACAGCUGGCGCUUUUCGGGUUCCUACUCACCAGCUGGUACAAUAACUUGUUGAGCAGCUUCUACACCACCAUACUGGUGGGUGAACAAUUGGAUACAUUCGAGUCGUUGAUCGAGGCGCAGUUGCCCAUCUUAACCAAGUUUCAUGAGAUCGACAUGGUUUUAGAACAGGUGCCACCCGAGCUCGUACCCAAAGUGACGAAGCUUAUAAAAGGUGCGAAUUCGAGCGUACAAAUGGCGCAUCUACUGAAGUCCAACAAUUCCUAUGCAUAUCCGGUUACUGAGGAGCGUUGGCGUUUCCUCUCCUUACAAGAACAAUAUUCUAAUAAACCCAUCAAUCGUUUUUCGAAAAUAUGUUUGGGCAGUCCAUGCAUAAGCUAUCCAAUGCGUUUGGAUUCACAUUUGGAACAACCUCUAGCGCACUUAAUACUGGAUGUCCAAAUGGCUGGAUUGGAUAUUUACUGGCUGACCUCGGACUUCAACGAUGCAUUGAAGGAAGGCUAUGUGAAGUUGGUGAAUAAUGUGUUGCCUUUCAAAGCUUUGAACUUGUAUACGCUUUACGCAGCUUGGAUUUUAUUGAUUGGCGGUCUGAGCUUAGCAUUCUGUGUGUUUCUUAUAGAGAUACGAGGUACGUCUGGAAGUGAAACAUUGAUAAAGCACAGAGGAGAGGAGAAAGUAGAACAGCGUUCAAUGCAAAGCAAUCAAGAUGGUUUUAAGCAGCCUUAA
Messenger RNA from Anastrepha obliqua, 1860 nucleotides. RefSeq lists its product as uncharacterized. The transcript has a single exon. NCBI's taxonomy places the organism in Eukaryota, Metazoa, Arthropoda, Insecta, Diptera, Tephritidae. The record is from RefSeq and is a predicted model, not a curated record. The coding region runs from base 1 to 1860 and encodes 619 amino acids.